Molecule: messenger RNA, 680 nt
Organism: Lingula anatina
Lineage: Eukaryota; Metazoa; Brachiopoda; Lingulata; Lingulida; Lingulidae
Product: small ribosomal subunit protein eS19-like
Biological process (GO): translation; ribosomal small subunit assembly
Cellular component (GO): ribosome; cytosolic small ribosomal subunit
Molecular function (GO): RNA binding; structural constituent of ribosome
Source: RefSeq, a predicted model, not a curated record
AAGCCCCUUACUUGACCUCUUUUUUCCUGUGCACAUUAGCAAGAUGCCAGGUGUAAGCGUCAAGGACGUGGAUCAGCAUAAAUUUACCAAAGCCUUGGGCGCCUUCCUGAAGAAGUCAGGCAAGUUGAAGGUACCUGAGUGGACAGACCUGGUCAAACUGGCUCGUUUCAAUGAACUAAGCCCAUAUGAUGAUGACUGGUUCUACAUUAGAUGCGCUUCCAUUGCCCGUCACUUGUACGUCAGAGCCCCAGUUGGUGUGGGAACCCUCACUAAAGUCUACGGAGCUCGCAAGAAUAAUGGCACAGCCCCAAGUCACUGGUGUAGAGGCAGUGCCUCCGUAGCCAGAAAAUGCCUUCAGGCGCUAGAAGGACUCAAGAUGGUAGAGCAGGAUCAGAAUGGUGGUCGCAGGUUAUCAAGCCAAGGACGCAGAGAUCUGGAUAGAAUUGCAUCACAGAUCAACAGGCCUAAAAAGUAAAGCUGUUACGAUGGGAUAAGAAGCAAAUAAAUUGCCAGCAGCAGGGAGUUUGUGAAGUGAACAAUUAUCAGUAAAAAUCUUCACAAGUGGAACAGAUAUGCAAGGCUGAAUAGACUGUUGAGAAACGUUCGUUUGGGUAUUUCAUGUUACAUCAUGUGAAAUUCUACAUCAAAAUGAAGUAAAAUAAAAUAAAUUGUACUAAGGA